Messenger RNA from Westerdykella ornata, 465 nucleotides. RefSeq names its product cupin family protein. Lineage: Eukaryota; Fungi; Ascomycota; Dothideomycetes; Pleosporales; Sporormiaceae. The transcript has a single exon. The coding region runs from base 1 to 465 and encodes 154 amino acids. Gene Ontology annotation, cellular component: intracellular anatomical structure. The record is from RefSeq and is a predicted model, not a curated record.
AUGGCCGGGAUCGAGAAGCGCAGUGCGGAAGAAGUCAUCCAGGCACUCAAUCUCCAACCCAACGUCGAAAAGGGAUGGUUCACCGAGACAUAUCGAGAUGCUACUUCCUUCAACAAUCGAUCCUACAGUACAGCCAUUUACUAUCUCCUCGAGGGCUCCGUAGGGUCGUCAUACUGGCACCGGGUGGAUGCCGCCGAAGUCUGGCACUAUUAUGCUGGCUCACCGCUUAUUCUCGAGCUAUCAUACGAUGACGGAAAGCCUACAGAGACACACCUCCUAGGUCCCAACAUCUUCGAGAACCAGAGGCCACAGGUAGUGGUUGAGAAGCACCAAUGGCAGAGGGCCAGGAGCCUUGGAGAUUGGACGUUGGUGGGAACGACUGUGGCACCUGGGUUCGUCGAGAGCGGAUUUGAGCUGGCGCCACCAGACUGGGAGCCCAAACGAGGUCCGGGAAACGAACAGUAG